This is a messenger RNA of Epinephelus moara (kelp grouper), 4276 nucleotides long. RefSeq lists its product as uncharacterized. The record is from RefSeq and is a predicted model, not a curated record. The coding region runs from base 32 to 1027 and encodes 331 amino acids. NCBI's taxonomy places the organism in Eukaryota, Metazoa, Chordata, Actinopteri, Perciformes, Serranidae. The transcript has 2 exons.
UCACCAACUUCAUCUGGUUGUGAUUCAUGCCAUGUCCAGUGAAGCAGCUGUCAGGGAUUUUUUUGGAGUAUGCAACAUGCUGUACAACUUCAUCAGGAAGCCAACCGUGGCUAUUCUGUACAAAGGCGAGACCCUGAAACGUCUCUUGGACCAGAGAUGGACUGGCCACUUGGCAACGGUCAAAGUUGUGGUGAAGAGUUUUCACGAUGUAUCCACAUUACUGACCGAGGUGGAAAACACACGAGGCCUUGGAGCGGAGGUGCGCAUCGAGGCGACGGGGCUGCUUCGUGCCAUUACGCAGCGCAGUUUUCUUUUCAUUGUGCACCUUGUUAUGAAACUAUUGUCACUUUUCGAGCCGCCUAACAGACUACUACAAGCCGAAGAUAUGGACUUGUUCACUGCAAUGACACUUGUGAACAGCGCCUCUGACUGCGUGAAGACACUGCGCACAGAAAACGAGUUUUCUGCACUGUGGGAUCUCUGCGCUCCUCCAGCCACGGCCACCGAGGCUGUGCCGGUGACCGACCCCGGUCCAAGCAAGAGAAGACGCACAAUUAACAAGAACCUCCGCGCAUUUGCAGUUGAAGAAACAGUUGGUCAGCCACAAAGUGACAUAGACGAAAAGACUGAGUUCAAGAGAUUAUUUUACAGUGUUAUCGAUGCUGUGCAAGGAGAGAUGGAUGCGUGUUUUGGAGAGCGCAGUAGUGAGCUCAUUGGCGCACUGGCUGCUUUGAACCCAGAGGCCGAUAAUUUCCUGGACCCAUCAAAGGUAACCCCUCUCCUGGUAUUAGCUGGAACUGAUGUGGUUGAAUCUGAAUAUAAUGUUGCUCGUGAGUUCCUGGUGAAGAAAAUGACUGACACCCCGGUUCCCCCCGAAGAUGGAAAAUGGACAAUAGCCAACAUCCUCAGCACAUUCAACUGUGCACUCCAGGCUAUGCCGACUGUUGUCACAGCCUACACCCUUGCCCUAACUUUAGGAGCUUCCACAGCAAUGUGUGAAAACUCAUUUUCCACGCUGCUUCCAUAAGUAGGUUCAAAGUCUGUGUGUGUGUGUGCGUGUGUGUGUGUGUGUGUGUGUGUGUGCAUGUGCGUGUGCGUGUGUGUGUGUGUUUAAUGGCAAUGCAUAUCUCUCUGUUGACUGCUUUAAAAUGUAAUGUUUGAGAGAUGCUUCUGGUGUUAUCUACUAUGUUGUAUAGUCAAGUGUUUUGUGGAUAUUGAUAACUUUGCUUCUAUGUAAUGUAUUGCUUUAAAUUAUGAGGACUGAUGUUGUAGGCUAUACCUGGUCAUAUUGCUGUUGGUUAUGUUUAACGUGAUGAUUACGUGCUGCGCGAAUAGAGUAUAGGUUUAUUAAAAAUAUACGUACUGUAGGCUAAUAAUAAUUUUGCCCUCCCAUGCAUUUCAUAUGCCCCCCUUAAGACUGAGGUCUGGCGACGGGUCUGAAUCCCAGUAGUUGCCUGACCCCAGCUUCAAACAACUCCAGUUCCUUCCAGAGCGCACGAGAGACGGUGCCCGCGACCACCUGCAUCAGCUGCUGCAGGAUGGGAGACCAGACCCCAGACCCCGACCCCAGCCGCCUGCUACAACUACUGUUACAGGUGAAAAUGAUGAAGAUGAUGUCCAAGCUGUUGACGAUAAAGCUGAGCCGGUGAUUAAGAAAUCCAGACUGGAAAGUGAUUUUGAGCAACUUUUUGGACCCCACUCUGAGAGCAGGCGCAAAGAGGCUCACUCCACUCCAGCUGUGGAGCCACUGCAGUGGUGGGCCCGCAACCAGAACGAGUUUUCGCAUUUAGCCAAACUGGGUUAUUGCUACUUGGCUGUGUCAGCCACCAGCACCCCCAGCGAAAUGUUGAUACUCUCAUCUUUUUACACGAAAAUCUGGAGCGCAAAGCACAGGCGGCUGGCCAAUAGAGGGCGAUAGGGCGCCGCCCCUCCUCGAGCCACAAAAGAAAAGAAAGAUGAUAAUAAAUGUAUGAUUAUCAUCACCAUUAUCGUCAUAUACACACACAAUAUAUUAAUUAUUCUGAUAAUUUUCACUUGAAACAGCUCGUCCUGCCUCUGAAUAUCCAAAAUGCUUUUUUUUUCUAAAUGCAGGCACUCCAAUGCAAUCUCUAUGGGUUCCGGGAGGGCUUGCCCCAACGUGUUUUCGUCAUACGUAAACCACCAAGUAUCAUUCAUGUGCUCCUCGGAUGGUCCGAUUUCCCAUGUCGGGAAGUCGUUCUUACUUCAUUGUGUGUUCAUGAGCGUUUAGGUGGUAAUGUGGAGACAUCAUGGACAUUACAAAGAAGAUGUGUUGUAUUUUAUCACUCAAAAUGUUUAAAAAACACGUCGUCAACCGUUUCCACUGAAAUAUUGCUUUACGGUCGGAAACUCAUUUUUCCGAUUAUUCCGACAUCACAUGAGGCAGCGCCACUGCGCAGAGGUCACAUCCAAGAUCAACAUGGCUAACGUUUCCAGUUGAUCCAAGAGGUUUUUUAACCAUAUAGGUUAUAAAGUAUUGACGCAUAGUGCGUCCAAAUUCACACCUGUUCGUUCCUCUCUAUGGAUUUUCUCCGCGACCGUUAGCGAGAAGCCACGCAUAUCACAUGAAACAGCGGAACUGCAGCUUUGUCGGACACUUGUCGGUAGUCCAAUGUUUUCACAGCGGAAAAAAAUGAUAAAGUUACACUUAAAUGAUGUACAACAGAGCUUUCAUACAGCUCUGCACACACAUUACUCUUGGAUGGAUUACUCGCGAACGCAGCAUCGCACAGAAAUGCCACGCAUAUGAAAGCGCAGGAGCAGAGCUUUCCAAUGAUACCACACACAUCAUUGUGCUGUCAUCCCAUCACGCUAUAAAUACAGAUCAGUCGUCUACAAAAUGAAAACCUGACGAAUUUCUUUACAACCCAUUAUACAGAUCUUGUUAUCAGUCACUUCAUAUAGUGAGGAAUAUCGUAUCUUACCACAUCUUAGGCUUACGUGUGUUUCUCCCUGUCUAUCCACGUUUGUAGUCCGGCUUUCAAGAUGCAAAUAUCUCCAUAUUGUCCAGUUGACACUCCAUCAAACUUUGUAUGACAAGACCAGCCACUUCACCUUUGCACACCCAGACAACUGCAGCCUAAUUAUGCAUGCAUGACAGGGCCGUAGUCACCAUAUACAUUGAGGGGGACACGUGCCCCCCCCAAUGCCCAAAAUGCCCCCCCAGUACAUAACUGAAACUGAAAAACAACAACAAAAAAUGUUCAGGUCAGGUCAAAGAGCAGUGAUACUAUGUGAUGUGCAUUGUAUUAAGUUGUAGGGUAUGCCUGCAUACCCUUAAUCAGAACACAAAAUUAAUUUCCACUUAGCUAUAAUAAAAUGUUUUCUGAUUAAGACUGACAAUGACUCAGUGAAUACCUUACUCAAUUUUAUUUGAUUAAUGGUAAAACAGGUCUCAGUUUACAUUCAAAGGUAUUUGUGUGGGCAAACUGAUGAAAAUUAGUCUGUUGAUGACCACAGUGGAUUGUUCAGUCAUUGCAGAACCAAAUUAAUUCAAAUUUACCUAUUGAACGGGUCACUUUGGCCAUCAUCACAACAAUUGCCCCCCCUGAGAAAUUUGGCAGGAGCCGCCACUGGCGCAAAGCCAAGACUGUGAAAGAGGAAUAUGACUAAAUUGACUGUGAAAUAAGAAUAUUACAGCAAGAAGGAUUACUUGAUUUAAUCUUUAUGUUUAGAGGCUACCUGCUGGUGAGUUUUGAAUUAUAUUUUAUUUUUAUUGCUCAGUUGUUUUCUGAGUGGUGUUGGUUUACAAUUCUGACGGCUUGAAUUUUCGGUUAUUUUACAAAGAAAAUGAUUCUCAAACUCAUGUUUUGUGAACCAGUCAAGCAAGGUAAAGAUUGAAUGAUAAUUACGGCAGCCAGUGUGUUUGAUUCUUCUGUUGUUACAUUUAUUUUAUAAUGAAAAUGCGCUCUUUUGUCAACCAUAUAUUAGUGCUGUGCUCGCAUGCUGUGCGUCUUGGCUGCCAAGGUAUUAGCUUAUGUUUUGUUUUGGUUAAAAUGUCUUUGAGAAGGCCUGUUGAUUCUUGUUUCUCGCAAGUUUUUUUUCUGCAGGUAGCUAAUUGCUGUUUCUAACACAUUUUGAAUGUUGGAAAGAGAAAUAUAUUUUCGUUAAUAAGCCUAUAGGCUAAAUAUAAACCUAAGGAUGUUAUUGUUGUAUUUUUUGCUGACAGUAAUCACACAGCUGCACUAAACUGUACUGUAGUCAGGCCUGAAUCAUUCUGCACGUUACUGUACAUUGUUGAUGUUACAGAGAUCUUUAA